Molecule: messenger RNA, 5376 nt
Organism: Galleria mellonella (greater wax moth)
Lineage: Eukaryota; Metazoa; Arthropoda; Insecta; Lepidoptera; Pyralidae
Product: juvenile hormone esterase-like
Exons: 3
Coding region: 72-1712 (546 amino acids)
Source: RefSeq, a predicted model, not a curated record
UCUCAAUUAGUUAUCAAUAAACUUUCGAACCGCAACGUAGUUCAUUUAGUGUCAGAGUAAUAAUUAACAAAAUGGUUCAAGUAACCAUAAAAGACGGAGUGUUAGAGGGUAAUGUGGUUAAUAAUGCAUAUGGAGGGAAUUAUUAUGCCUUCAAGGGUAUACCGUAUGCGGCGCCACCUGUUGGAGAUCUCAGGUUUAAGGCACCUCAACCGGUGAAGCCGUGGCAAGGCGUUCGCGAUGCCAAAAAUUUUGGCCCUGUAUGCUACCAAUUCGAUAUGAUAAUGCGCAGAUUAAUACCAGGCAGCGAGGACUGCUUAUAUUUAAAUGUCUACUCACCUGACAUCAAACCAUCAAAACCUCUGCCAGUUAUGGUGUGGAUACAUGGCGGAGGAUUCAUGUCUGGUAGCGGAAACGAUGACCUUUACGGCCCAGAGUUUCUUGUACGCCAGGGCGUAAUCCUCGUUACAUUUAAUUACAGAUUAGAAGUCCUUGGUUUCCUCAGUCUUGAGACAGAGGAAAUUCCUGGUAACGCAGGCAUGAAAGACCAAGUUGCAGCGCUCAGAUGGGUAAAAAAUAAUAUUAAAAAUUUUGGUGGGGAUCCUGAAAAUAUAACUAUUUUUGGUGAAAGUGCGGGUGGCGCCAGUGUAACCUACCACUUAAUAUCACCAAUGUCGAAAGGUCUUUUCAAGAGAGCUAUAGCGCAAAGUGGAUCUACUAUGUGUUCAUGGGCACUUGCCACGGAACCACGUGAGAGGGCAUUCGUUUUAGCUAAAAGAUUGGGAUAUAAAUCAGACAACAUUAAAGGGUUAUAUGAAUUCUUCAAAUCUUUGCCAGUAGAAUCUCUUAUUCAAGCAAAUAUACCAAUAACAACUGUUGAAAGUGCCAAAAAAUUGGCCCACAUAACUUUUAGUAUUGUAGAUGAAAAACAAUUUGGUAAUAACGAACGAUUUUUCUAUGGAAAUAGAAACGAUGUACUUCGUAAUGGAAUUCAUGACGGUGUAGAAGUUAUAGUUGGAUGUACCGAGGACGAAGGUGUUAUUAGACUUGGUCUACUUAAUAUUGAUGAAUUUAAAGACAAUCUCAAUAUUCUGGACUUUUUAGUUCCAACUCCUAUUCUUCUAAAUAACCCACUAAAUAAACAACUUGAUGUUGGAAGGAAAUUGAGGAAAUAUUAUUUUGGUGACAAUGUUCAAUCGAAGUCAAACCUCUCAGAGAAAAUUAUUAAAUUCUACUCAAUGGAAAUGUUUGUAUUCGGAGUAGUUGAAUGGGCUAAAAUUUGUGCUCGAUCAAAUAAAAAUACUAUAUAUAUGUACAAGUUUGGAUGCAAAUCAGAAAGAAAUAUUCUUGGUGUAGUUUUAGGAGGAGAAAACCUAUCGAAAGAUAGACCCGUAGUGAGUCAUGCUGACGACUUGCCUUACUUAUUUCCACUGGCUGGCGUAUUUAGCCUAUUUGGGCAAACACUUGAUCAAAAUUCGACUACAUUCAAACUCGUCGAGAAUGUUACACGACUUUGGACUAACUUCGCUAAGCAAGGUAAUCCAACACCCGAUGGCAGCCUGGGCGUAAAAUGGUCACCGUACACGAUCGAGAAGCAAGAUUACCUGAACAUCGGCAACGUACUCUCGACCGGCACAGCUCCGGACAAAGAAGAAAUAGAAUUUUGGGAGAAUAUUUUCAGAGAAUACGAGCCCAAUUAUGUUUAUGAUGGAUAAAAAUUGCCAACUAAUACACAGUAUGUAAAAGAACAGCUACUCGUUAAUGACGUCAUGUUUUUAAUUUCGUUGUAGUACCAAAGUGCAAUACUAUUAUUAUUGUACGUAUAUUAAAAGUUAAACGUAAAAGUAUAUCAUAUAGAGGAAAUUCGAAAAUAAUAUGCAACAUAUUGGCCGUCUGGUCCGGCAUAGAACAGGCCAGGCCUUUUCCGUAGGUGUCGUAAGACGCGACUAAGGGAGGGCGAGGGAUGGAAAGCAGCGUUCCUCUUAAAACAUCUCUAAAGCCUAACUGCAGUUGCCAAUCCGCCUGCCAAGUGUGGCAACUACUGGCAAACCCCCCAAGGGAGAGGCUUACGUUCAGCAGUGGACAAUUAAAGGCUGAUAUGAUAUAUGAAAUUAAUUAUCAUGAACUUCCAAAAUAACUAGUUUUUUUUUUUUUAAUUAUUAAGUAGUUCGUAACUAGAACAAAGUAUUCACUACUUAAUGCAUGUUUCAUAAUUUUUUCAUUUUGUGCUUUAAAAUCAAAUAUUACUAAAGAGGAAAUCGUUUCAUUUUUCAUUUUUGGUUAAGGUACUUGAAAAGUAGGAUUUUAUAUUUAUAUAUACUAUAAAUAAGAAUUGAAAUUUACAAUUAUUUACUAUAUUUAUAUCACAAUUUUAUCAUCAUUAUUUUGAAAUAUUUAACUGUUUAAUAUUAUUAAAUAAAUACAAUACAAUACAAUUACAGACUAAUUUUAAAGCUGUUCGUUAUGUACUGUAAUUUAUUUUUAUUAUUACUCUAUUAUUUUUUUAUCACUCUAUAAGACUGUACUUAAGUACUUAAAUUAUAUAAAUUUAUUUAAUAAACAUACCAUUUUAUAUAACAUAAUGUAGUUAUUGACAGACCAAGUUAUUAUUUUCAUCAACAUGCAUACAUGUUUAUUUGCUUAAAUGAGGUUUUUUUGUCAAUUCUCAAUCAAACCGACUUCUUUUAACAGAUGUGGUUGCUAAUCCAGAAAAUAGAGACCUAAUGGUUCAACCACAGUAUAAAAGAAACUUUAAUUCAAAUAUGGUUUAUUCAUUUAAACUCCAAUACACAGUGUAAUUGUAUGUAUCUACAUAUGGUGCACUUAACAUCGGACGGUGUUCUCUACCAGUCAACCAUUCAUGAAUUGAGGAAACAUAAAGCAAUACUUAAUAUUCUCAUAUAUUAUAAAUAUAUACUAUAAAUACGUCAUAUACAUACACAAACACAUAAAUAUAUAUAUAGAAGAAAAAGCAAUUUGAACAAUCUAUGACACAAACAGAGCAAUUAACAGGUUUAAAUUUAAAAGAAAAGUGAAAAAGGGGCAAUAAAGUUUAGAAAUCGUCCUUAUUAAAUUUUCUUUUUUUUUAAAAAAAAGGUAAGAUAAUUAAACAAUUUAUGUUUAAAAACUUAUGUAGAAAUACUUAUUGGAACACGAUUAAAUAACAAAGAUUAAAAGGAUAAAAUGUAUUAAUUGGUUUUAUAAUAAAAAUAAAUAAAUGAAUUAAUAAUAGAAGGAUUACGAAAGAUACUGAGAAUAAGUGUAAAUACUUAUACAGAUAUAAAAUGUCCAAUUAAGUAAACGCUGAUAAAAGGCCAAGUAAAAGGUGAAGCGAAUUAAAAAAACUUGUAUAAUCGCAAUAUGUAAAAACAGAUUGAUACACUCAGAUGUAAGGAAAGUAAAGAAACAUACGUGAUUAAAGUUUAAGUCCAUUUCUCAUCUCAGUGACUAAUGCAUAUAAAAUAAAUAUUAGCAAUAAACUAAAUAAUUCACACAUCUCUGAAGUGGAACUAAAUUGAAGUUUAGGAGAACAUCUUCAGAAAAAUAUAUUCGUAAUAUCUGAAAUCACAAUUCGUGAUUCAAUGUUUUUUUUAUGCAACUUAGAAUGGCAAACAAACUGAUGGCCCACCUGAUGGAAAAUAGUAACCCUCGCCUAUAGACAUGAGUAGUACCAUGAACAUAAUAGUCGUAUUGUAUUGUGUGUAGGCAUACUCGUACUGUUUCGCCUAUAAUAUAUUUCGCCCCAUGCGUUGCCAUUCCUAAGGACUCAGGAAUGUAUAAUAUUAUUGUAAUUUUAUUUAAAGAUAACUGCAUUGAUUUUCUAAAUAAAUUAAAUUAAUUUAUAACAAUAAUAAAAAUAAAAAAGUACAUAAAAAUAUUUAUGACUGAUUUAGCAAAAUAUUGCACUGCAUUGGUUUAUUGAUAAUUCUAUUAUUAAAUUACAGUGUUCUUAUUAUGUUCAACUUAGAUUUGUAAACUUUCAUGUAUUAUUUUUAUAGUUCUCUCUUGUCAUUAUAUCUGACUUCGAAAGUUAUAGCUAGAGUUCGUUGACCUCGAAGUUAACGACUCGGAAGUUAAAGUAAACAAGAGUAACUAUUAUACCAAUGCUAACUAGUAUUCCGUACCGGACAAUGGUCCAAGAGAAAUGUCAUUAAAUUCUGUUUAUAACGUCUUAAAUGUUCCACCCGUAAAUAUUAUAAACAGAAAUCAAUUUAGGGGAAAAAGGAAUGUUAAUAAUGAGGUUUGACAGCUUUGACGGUUGAAACACGGAUGGGACAGAGGUACCCAAGCAAACGACUUUUGUACAAAGUCUCCCUCUGGUAAUGAUGAUGUCUAUAUUGAAGCAAUACUUGUAUCUAAUCCGUUACAUUACACGCGAUUACUCUAAACAAUUUGGCUGAUAAACAAAAAGUAUGCUAUGGUUGCCUCUAAAUGUGAAAACAGUUAGCCAUAAUCCACUAGUGUAUUUUUUUUAAUGGAUGAUAAUGGAAUGGUAACCCCACCCGCGCUAUCGGUAUACACCGACGGGGCACCAGUGAAGGAUGAUAGGUGAGGAUGGAGCAGGUCAGUUAGCCCAUCGUGACGAAUUCAACAAGAAUUGUUCACGAUGGUUUCCAGGGGUAACCACGUGGAAGUCGAUCUAAUAAGGUAUAUUGCUAACAAUGGGGCUGUCAAACUCCAUUGCUAACAAUCCUUUUCCCCCUCCACUAGUGUAUUGUAUUGACAUGUUUCACAGUAUCUUAUGUUGGUGAUCCUAUAAAAUAAAUAAAACUAUAGUUAGUGUACAUAAUACAGUAGAAUAAUUAUAAUACGCUAGGGUUGUCACGAACAAGAGGCGCAGUGCGACAUGCAUUUUAAUUGAAAUUUAACCACUUCCCAUUGAGUGCUAGCCCCAGAGACCCGAAUAUUGGUAAUACAAAGCAGCGUGCUCGAAAGGAAUAUUUAUGAGCAAAUAUAAACUGUACCCUACACAAUAACUACAUUAGUAUGAACAAUUUCUGUCAGUUGACAAAGGCCUACAUUUAAUUCUCUCUCUUUCUCUGCACAAGAAACUAAUGUAGCUAGUUAAGAGGGGACGGGUUGUUAGUAAUGCGGGCUACCAGUCCCAUUGCUGCCAAUGUCUGCAAUUCUAUCCACGUGGUCUCUCCAGGAAAUUAUCGUAUUGAAUUUCAGGUGUGUUCAUUACAAUGGGCUAAUUGACCUGCUUUUUCAUUCUCACCUAUCAUCCCUCACUGGUGCCCCGCCAGUGUAUACCGACAGCACUGGCGGGGUUACCAUUCUAUUAUCAUUCAUUAUUAUAUAAAUGUGACUAGUUUUUUCCAGUAUUGUUUUUGAAUAAUUAAGAUUGUGUUCCAUGAAUAAAACAGAAUUCAAUUGUUA